Penicillium angulare is the source of this 1308-nucleotide messenger RNA. RefSeq lists its product as uncharacterized. The transcript is spliced from 2 exons. The coding region runs from base 1 to 1308 and encodes 435 amino acids. Lineage: Eukaryota; Fungi; Ascomycota; Eurotiomycetes; Eurotiales; Aspergillaceae. The record is from RefSeq and is a predicted model, not a curated record.
AUGUCUGAUUUGGAUCAGGACAUCGCUCCUAUCCCCCGUUCGCGGGAGGAGAAUCAGGAACGCGCUUUCAUCGCUGCUUCGCGGCGCAAAGAUCGCAGUCUUGAUGCGCGCUUAGAGUCUGCAAACCGGGCUUCCCAGUUGCAUAAGAAGCGCACUGGCAAAGCUUUCCACAUCACCAAGGAGAUCGUGGAAAAAGAAGCCAUGUAUGAAGAGGUCGACGAACGCUACCAAGAGAAGCGUAUUCGAAUGCUACAAGCUCAGAACUACCAGAUAGAAGAGCAGUUUCACCGCCACCUGCUGGCUGCUUUCGCCGCUCGAACCAAUAGCGCUAGCUCAAAUGCUUCAUCUAUUGCUAGCCGACGAGCAAGUCUGACACCCCGUGCUUCUAUUGACGGAGCUGCCUCAUCACGUAAAAUGAGCUUGGAUCUAUCUAACUUGCGCUCACCUUUCCAACAAGGCAUGGAUUCUGGCUCUUUCGCCAGUCCAGCCAUGACCAAUCACGAUGGCUACCUCCUCUCACCAACAACCAAUUCUUUUGAUGCGGGUGCACAGUCAUACAUGACCCCAUCCGAUCACUUAGAGGGUAGUCCUUACUCCAACAUGAUGACAACUGCCGCGCACUCUGCUCAAGUGCCAGCCUAUGUCACCCAAACACCCACACCGGCCUGGAACCAACAUAUGGCAACGAUGCCUUCCUGGCCAAUGCAACAGCACGUUCCAACCCCCAACCACACACCUUCUGAAUCUCACGCCGUGCAUAUGUGGCAGCAACAAAUGAUGCAGCAGGCCCAUAUGUCCAAUGAUCCAAUGCAAUCUUUACAAUUUAGAGACAGACUCUGUUCUGCCCCAGAAGGCUCCAGCACCCAUGUCACUCAUCCUGCGACUUCUGCAUCCAUUUCAGGCCCCAGCAGCGGUCACUCCCGUGGGCGCUCUCAGCCUACCAACAAUUUCCACAACCUACACCUUCUUACGCAGAGUACCUAUCUUGCACAGACCCGCUUGGCGGGCCAAUCCAGUAAUAGCUCCCCGAGAAUCGAGGCCUUAUCUGCGGAGACCCAGUCUACACCCGAAUUUUGCCCUACGCCCAACACCCCUCUCUCCCCGAUGGCAGUGGGUCCCACCCAGACUGUCAAGCAGGAAGGGGAGGAAGUUAUGGUUUCAGUGCCCCAUCAAGAGCUAGAUCCGGACUUCGAUGAGUUCAGUCAGUUUGCUCUGGGAUUGGACGGUAACUCGUCUCUCCAGGAGCGGGAUGCGAUAGGGUUCGACGAACUUUUCACCAUCGAUGAAUUUGCUACCGUCUCGUGCUGA